This is a messenger RNA of Mycotypha africana, 1234 nucleotides long. RefSeq names its product nucleotide-diphospho-sugar transferase. Gene Ontology annotation, cellular component: endoplasmic reticulum membrane. NCBI's taxonomy places the organism in Eukaryota, Fungi, Mucoromycota, Mucoromycetes, Mucorales, Mycotyphaceae. The coding region runs from base 370 to 1086 and encodes 238 amino acids. The transcript is spliced from 3 exons. The record is from RefSeq and is a predicted model, not a curated record.
AUUCUGUUAGCCUUCUAUUAGAAAGAAGGAAAUACACAUAUAAAGUGGAACUAAUAUGUCACUUCUUCAAUUAUUUAUUAUUCUAAUUACUACCAGCAUUGCAAUUGUAAACAGCACCUUCAUUAUGACAUGUUGCUUCUGAAAGUCAUCGAUUGCUAAAAGUCAGGGUUUCUGUUUUGUCUAUUUUCUUAGCUUCUUGGUUUUCUGCUAUUCUGUUCACCAAAACCGAGAGCAAGAACAGAAAACGAAAAAUAUUACAAAAUUGCUUCAUCAAACAGAAAAGUGCUAGCACCGAGCAUCUUUGACAGCCCUUGUGUAAAACUGUCUUGCAUUGUACCAGCCUUUGACGAAAGUAAACGUUUGCCUUCCAUGCUAAAGGAAACUGUAGAUUUCCUUGAAAGUCAAAAACGUAUAGAUUCCACCAACAGUUACGAGAUCAUAAUUGUUGACGAUGGCAGCAGGGAUAAUACCAUUGACGUCGUCUUGAAGUUCGCUAAGGAUGUGCCUGAAGCUGACAUCCGUAUUCUUGCUCUGGAUAAGAAUAGAGGCAAAGGCGGUGCUGUUACUCAGGGAAUGCUUUGUGCUCGCGGGCAGUUGUGCUUAAUGGUUGAUGCUGAUGGCGCUACGCAGUUUUCGGAUCUCAGUCAGCUUUUACGCGAAAUUGAUCGUAUUAAGGAUGAAGAUAAAGCCGUUGUAAUCGGGUCGCGAUCUCAUCUUGUUACUACUGAUGCCGUUGUCAAAAGAUCUUUUAUAAGAAAUCUUUUGAUGCGUGGCUUUCAUUUAUUGGUGUACAUAUUUGGCAUACGUGGAAUUGAAGAUACCCAGUGUGGCUUCAAACUGUUUACAAGAAAAUCAGCACAAAUCAUAUUCCCAAACAUGCAUGUUGAAAGAUGGAUUUUUGACAUUGAAUGCCUUAUGAUCGCACAAAUUCAAAAGAUGCCUAUUUCGGAAAUUCAAGUGACCUGGCAUGAAAUCGAUGGAUCCAAGGUUAAUUUGAUGGUGGACUCAAUGAAGAUGGCUAUUGAUUUGUUAUUAAUUAGGCUUAAUUACGUUUUUGGUUUUUGGACAGUCAAUACGAGGAAAUGAUACUCGUCUCGUUUACAAUUAGCAGUUAUACUAUAUCUUUAUUACUUAUAAUUAUUGUAAAUUUAUGUUUAUAUCUUCGGCAUCUGUAUAUCUGUUUUUUAGAAUGAACUCUGCAUUUAAUAAAUCGUUGUUGUUGUACCGUUUGAUA